AUGUUUCAUCCAAAUAUCAAUGGGUCUUUGCAUCAAGGUUAAUCAAAUUUCUCUGAAAUUGAGGCUCCUCCUUUAUUAAUUUGUUAUGAUGUUAAGAAUAAAUUACCAAUAUCACUCGAAUAGGUAAACUAUAUUGUAAAUGUCUAACCUGGUUUAGCAAUUGUAGAAAUAUAAUAAACUUAUAACACAUAGCACUAUGAAGUUCCGAUUGAAUUAGAAUAUAUGUUUACUAUCUAAAAGGAUUCAGCAGUGAGUAAGAUGAUCGCUGAAUUGGGUGAUUUAAAAGUCUUAGGAAUUGUAAAAGAAUUGGAGGAAGCAAAAUAAGAGUAUGAAUAAGGUAUAAUAGAUGGAAAAACCAUGAUUAUCAGCUAAUAGGAUAAAGAUAUAACAGAAUUAAAAUAAGUCAAGAUUGGAAGUUUGGCUCCAGGAAAGACUUUAAAAAUUACUUUUGAAUAUAUUCAGCCUUUAAAAGUGUAUUUAAAUUAAUUUUGGAAACUGGAAUUAUCCCCAAUGGUAGAUUCAAGCUAUCUUACAGUUCAUAAGUUAAAAAACUAAUCAGUCAAUUAUCCUUAAUUAUAUAAAAAAAUUAAAAAAAGUGUGGAUGUUCAAGGUUUCUAAUAAAACCAUAGAUAAUACAUUACAAUAUACAUUAAUUUAUAAAGAUCAAUAAAAUUUCUAAAGUCCCCAACUCAUAAAAUUAUAAUUAAUACUGAUGAUCAUUAAAAUAUCAAAGAAAACUUUACAAAGGGUUAAGUAAUUAUUCUUGAUAAUAAAUUUCCAGAUAACUUUGCUCCUAAUAAAAGAUUUGAGCUGCUACUUUCAUCUGAUGAUAUUAAUUAACCUCAUUCUUUUCUUACUCAUACUAAUAAUGAUGCUUUAUAACAUAUCAAAUACUGUGCAACUUUAACCUUGAUCCCAAAAUUUAAUGAAGUAUCUUUAGAUGAUGCUUAUUCAUCAUACAUAAAUGGAUUAAAUUUAUAUUCAGAAACAAAAACAAAUAGAGGAAAUUAUUAUUUUUUUAUUGAUCGAAGUAGUUCGAUGGAAGGUUAAAGAAUAAAUAAAGCGAAACAAUCAUUGAUUUUAUUCUUAAAAAGUUUACCCGAAGAUUGCUUCUUUAAUGUUAUAUCUUUCGGAAAUGAAUCAAAAAGUAUGUUUGAAAAACCCUAAUAUUAUAAUUAGAAAACCUUAAAUGAAGCAGUUUCAUAAGUAAAUAGUAUGAAGGCAGAUUUAGGAGGAACUGAUAUAUAUAAAGCACUGAAGUAUGGCAUUUAUAAUGAUGAAGAUAGUAAAAGCCAUUUGGAAACAUAUAAUGCUUUUCUGUUGACAGAUGGAGAGGAUUCUCCAGAAAGAAUUUUAAAUUUAGUUCAAAAUUAUACCAAAUCUAAUUUUAGAGUUUAUACUUUAGGGAUAGGAGAUGGAUGUAGUUAGUAUUUAUUAAAAAGAAUUUCAGAAAUAGGAAAUGGAAAAUGUUAAUUUGUUUUAGAUGAUGAAGAUAUAAAUGUUAAAGUUAUUGAUUUAUUAGAAGAUUCUAUGACCUAAUAUUUAUAGGGAUUUAAAUUAGACUUACCAGAAAUAAAUAUAUCACAAAUUAUACCCGAUCCAGAACACAUUACUACAAUUAAAAAAAAUGAAGAAUUAUUUAUUUAAAUAUUAUUUCCCUAACCCAUCACGGAAACACUAGAAUUUCAGAUCAAAUGUUUUGAUCCUUAAAAAUAAAAGUAAAUGUCACACAAAUACAAGUUGAAAAUAAGUGAAUCAUAACAGUAAGAUUACUUUCAUAAACUUGCAGCUCAUAAGUUGAUAAAUUAUUACGACAAUUCUCUUAAAAAUAACUUAAAAUAAGUCAAUAAAGUUAAGGUCAAUUAAGAGAUAUUGACUAAUGAAGAUAUAAUCAAUUUAUCCAUAUCACAUCAAAUCUUGUGCAGAAAAACGGCAUAUAUUUGUGAAGUAUGCCAUUUGGAGGAUGAGUUUAAAUAGUUAAUUAAAUAAAAAAUACUCUAUCAAAAUAAAAAAAAAACUAAAAAAGUCACAAGAAGCAUAAUCGAUUAUCAAUAUGAUUCAGAAUUUAUUUGUUGUGCAAUUGAUGACUAUGAAUAUGAAGAGGUUGCCCGUUGCUCCUCUAAUAAUUAUAAUAAUUUUUAAUGGAAUUACAAUGAUUUUAACAAUAACAAUAGCGAUAAUAAUAAUAAUAAUAAUAAUAAUAAUAUACAACUUCUAUAAACAAAUGAAAUCGAAAUAGAAAAAUAAUCUGAAGAAAACUUUAUUUCUAUUGCUUAAUAAAGGAUUCAUAAUGAAGAAAUUAACUAAAAUUCAUAAAAAGCAGCUGUUUUAAUAAAUUAUAUUGAUUUACUAUAGUGUGUUUAGGCCAAUGGAAGCUUUAUUUUAGAGAAAAGGAUAACUGAUUCAAUCAAUCUUUGUGGUUUAAAUAAUGAUAGUCAUUAUGAAGACAUUGUAUGGACAACAAUUAUUUCUAUAUUUUAUUUAGAAUUGCAUUGCUAGAGUGAUAAAGCUUCAUGGUAAUUAAUUUAUUAAAAAGCAAUUUCUUAUUUAAAGAAAAAUGGAUUAGAUUACUUAAAGAUAAAAGCAGAGUUUUAUAAUUCUUAUCAAAAAUUGUUUGAAGCUACCAAUUGA
Molecule: messenger RNA, 2631 nt
Organism: Paramecium octaurelia
Lineage: Eukaryota; Ciliophora; Oligohymenophorea; Peniculida; Parameciidae
Source: the annotation of a GenBank genome assembly